Molecule: messenger RNA, 25031 nt
Organism: Brassica rapa (field mustard)
Lineage: Eukaryota; Viridiplantae; Streptophyta; Magnoliopsida; Brassicales; Brassicaceae
Product: putative nuclease HARBI1
Source: RefSeq, a predicted model, not a curated record
ACAAUUUAACCAAUAGAAAAAUAGAAGAUAUAUUAUCAUUGGUCAUACAACAUUAAUUAUUAAUAAAUUUUACAUAGAAAACCGAAAACGACAUAUAAUUUGGAACAAAAAAAAUUCUCUAAAACGACUUAUAUUAAAAAACGGAGGGAGUAAGAAAUAUGACACGUUAGAACUAAUAAAUGACCCCUAUUGUUCUGUUAUUUCUCGAUUCAUAUUUUCAAGAAACAAAAAGAAGACAAUGACACUGAAAUCAAUAGUGAUUAAUUUCUUGUUUACCAAAAUAAUGAUAUUUGUUGAAUAGCACUAUCUAGCGGCUUGUGUGGUAGGUAUCUGUUGUAAAUUACUACCUAAUAUUACAUAUUUGUAUAAGAUUAUAUCUAUAAUGUUGCCCAAAAAAAAGAUAUAAUCUUUUUUUUUGAACAAAUAAAAAAAAGAUUAUAGGGAAAUUGGGGCCUGUAACCAUGAAAAAAACGUUAGUUAGAGGACUAGCGCUUUACCCUAACGGAUCGAUACACGCUGUGAUAUAUACCUAAUAUUACUGUAAGACCCUCUUUAAUUUACCGGCUCACCUGCUAUGAAAAAAAAUGAAAAAUCAUUUUUUUUAACCCCUAAGUAAAUUGUGUCUCUUCCCUUUCCACACAACCUCCAUACCCACUUUCUUCAUCUACGGUUCUUCCCCUUCCAUACGCUUCUCUCGCAAAUCUCCUUCACCCGCUCGCCUCCGUCUCCGUCGUUCUCGCUUCAGAUCGUCUCCGUCUUCUAUUUUGCUUCUCGGUUCUCUCCAUCUUCGCUAACGCAUUACAGUGUCGGUGGAGCCAAGUAAAACCGCCGGUGUCUUCAACUUCAUAUCGCCGCGGGGCUCUCAAUUCUCUGUCACGACCGUAAGUUCUUGCCUCCUUAUGCUUCUUCUCUGUUUCUCUGUUUUGAUUAUUCUAUCUCGUCAAAAUUAAGGUUUUUACUAGUUCUCUGUAUCAUCGUGAAGGAACCAAUAACAGAUCGUAUGAAGCUGUUUAUACUACUAUUGCUCGGAAUUAUCCAUUUCAAAUGAUAUAGUAUUCGGGAAUCACUCAACCAUUUUUUGUAGUAUACUAUAUCCUGUCAUAUCAUGGUAUGUAUUUUCAUUUUAGGUUUCCACUUCGAAUGACAUAGUAAUCAGGAAUCACUCACCCAUGAUAUUUAGUAAACUAUAAGUUUGCAAUUGCUUGAUUUGCUACCGGUGAUUCUGUGUUGUUUGAGUAGUAUGCGCAUGUUCAAAAGAAUUGGCCUCAACCAUUAUGUGUAGUUUUGGUGUGGUUUGAUUAGUAAGUUCGUCAUGUCCGUUUUGUUGUUCAUUUAAUUAACAGGUGGAAUAGAAUUCAGCUACACUAACAAGACAAAUAGUAUACAUGUCAAAUUAUUCCAUUUCAUCUCAAAUAGUAAAGCUCCUAAUACUAUUUUCCAUUCUUCUAUCGGUUCACCAUCCUCCUAGUCUUUCAUAUGUACUUGUUUUCAUUAAUUUUUGUUAAGUGUUUAAUGUCAUGUGUAGGUUUACCACUCUCCCAUUAGAUUUGUAUCCAAGUGACGUAUACAGUAUAUGGAAUGGAAAAUGUCCACCAGAAUAUACAUGUCACUACAAGCUUUGUAUAUAAGUUUACCAUAGAUUUCGCUUCCCUGUGCUGGAUUGGGGUUUAUAUUUUCCUAUCUUGGGUUUAGUAUUUGAUGUCAAGUGUUCUAUUAUCAUACCCCCUAUCUUUCUAUUUGAUUUUGCUCAUGAAGCGUCUACAUACAUAUGUCCCCUAUUAUGCCAGGCGAGUUUUAUUCAAAAAGGUUUGGGUUCCAUUAACUAGGUUUUGGGGUUUACAUUCCCCUAACUUGGCUUUAGUGUUUACUCUCAAGUAUAGUUUUAACACUCCCUCGUAAUGAAGCAUCUAAAUACAUAUGUCCCCUAUUAUGCCAUGUGGGUUUAAUUACAAAAAGGUUUUGGUUCCGUUUACUAUGUCUUGGGGUUUAUAUUCCCCCAACUUGGGUUUAGUGAUUACUCUCAAGCGUAGUUUUAACAGGCCCUCAUUAAAUUUGUUUCCACCUAACAUAGUAUACUGUAAAUUGAAUGGAAUGAAUAUAAAACUAUAUAACUAUCAGAAUAGGAUUUGGGGUUUAUAUUUCCCCUAACUUGGGUUUAGUGAUUACUUUGUCCCCUAUUAUGCCAAGUGGGUUUAAUUAGAAAAAUGUUUGGGUUCCGUUUACUAUGUCUUGGGGUUUAUAUUCCCCUAACUUGGGUUUAGUGAUUACUCUCAAGCCUAGUUUUAACAAGCCCUCAUUAAACUUGUUUCCACCUCACAUAGUAUACUGUAUGUGGAAUGUAAUGAAUAUAAAACUAUAUAACUAUUUUGGAUGGCAGAAGAAAGCUUUGAUUGAAGUUAGAAACGAAAUUUGGGAGAAAAACAAAAUUAUUGCACAAUUGAAGAAGACAAUUGCUGAGCUUAGUAGUGAUUUGGUCAAGAAAGAAGAGAUAGAAGAAGACAUAAUUAACUGCUUUCUUAAGAUGUAAUGAUCUUAUUGUAAUGUUUAAGCGAUAUUAUUGUAGUGCUUACGACAUGUCUUGGUCGGGACUUCUUUGUAGUUCCUAUAAUAUCGACUAGUUUUUAAUUGAAGAAAUCAUGUUUCCUUUGUCGUAGGGUGAAGGUGAAUGCAAAGCUCCUUUAACUUUGUAUAUAAUCUAGCUCAUUAGGAAUGUAAAUACAAGUCUCCCAUCUCCAUUAUAUUAUUUAGAUAUAUGUAUAUAUGAUAUACUAUACAGUUACUAUUUGAUUAACAUAGCUUAUAUAAGGUUGAAUUGUAGUUCGGAUCGAAUAUAAAUGAUUAAGUGAUAGAAAUGUACAUAACAUACACUAUACUAUGUGGAAUAUAACUACCUUCUAUUGCAAAUUUAUUGCACUAACUACAUCAUCACAGACGAGCUGUAACCCACAAUUGCAAAUUUAUUGCACUAACGACAUCAUCACCUUUCCCCAACCGCACACUUCACCGUCUUCGGUUGUGAUUAUUUUAGUAAAUAUAAACUGAUCUAUAUCCGAUAGAAUGGAAAAUAUUCUCAUAUGACAUGGCGGUGACAAACUUUAAACUAUUGUUAUACUAUGUGUAUUCUAUUUGAAGUGGAACUAUUUCUAUAUUUUGGCAUCAGCAUUACGAUCCAUGCAUUCUCUGUUUGUAACGUUCUUUCUUUUACACUUCUGUUUUUUUUAUAUUUUCAUCUCUCUAGAAUGUUUUCCUUCCUUUCAUUUUUAUUUCAGGCGUUGCCAAAAUACUCUCAUUGUUACUAUGGGUCAGUAAAUCACCACGUCGUUUACUUUAGUUAAAGGAACUAGGAACAUGUUCUCUACAAGGGUAUAACCGGCUAGUAAGAUGGUAAAAAGACAGUGAGUACAUUAUGUCAACAUCAUGGCUACUCUCUUAAUUUCCAUCUCAAAUAUGGCUAUUGCUGCAAUAAGCCCAAGAUUAUAUCUAUAGUAGCAUCCUAACAUAGAAAAAUUCAGACAAGUGCGUCUUUUUCUCUCGUACUUCCGUUACUCUGUUAAUUUGGAGAGACUUGGAACUAUAUAUUAUCUAUAUUACCUAGAAUCAAAAGUGGAUAUGCAGAAUUAGAAUUUCGUUACUCUGUUAACUUAGAGAGACUUAGAACUAUAUAUUAUCUAUAUUACCUGGAAUCGGAAUUGGAUAUGCAGAAUCAGAAUUGUAUAAAAAUGUAAAAAUGACUUUUUUAAAAAAAUUAGGAAGUUCGUAUAUAUAUAUAUAUAUAUAAUGUAUGACUAAGAAUUAUAUGAUCAAAUUAAAAAUAAAGCAUUUAUUCAUUUACAAUAACAAAAUUGUGAAAAUACAAAUAAGUUUAUAAACAAUCGUCUUUCGUCGUUCACAUGGAUGCAGAGUUACCGAUUUGGUUUACAGAGUCAAUAUGAAUCUGUGAAUGUCUUGUUGUAAAAAAAACAAAUAAGUUUAUAAAUAUAUUAAAUAUUUUUAAUUUUUAUAAAUAAUUGACACAAUAUAUUUGAAUAUAUAUGUUAUAUUUCUAAUAAAAAAAUUAAUGCAUAAAGACAAUUUAUAGUAUUAGUUUUAGUUUUAGAAUUCAUAUAUUUCAAAUCUCGCUUUCAAUACUAUGAAAUUUUAGAUUUUAUGUAAAAACAUGAUUUUAUAUUUUAUUAUUUAAUUAUUUAUGAUAUAUUUUUUAAGUAAACGGAAGCGUAAUUCUCAAACAGAAUCGUAAGUUUAUAAUAUUUUUUUCAAUAAGUUAUUUUAGAAACAUUUUGGAAGCGUAAGAUUGCAUAAAAUUCUGAUUUCGAUCUUCUAAAGCGGAAAGCGGACAUCUGAUGAAGUUUCUGUGCAACCUAAUAUAUUAUAGACGCUAUAUUAUAUACUAGCGUGUAUGAUAACAAUUCAGAAUGUUAAAUUUAGUGACCGAAAGAAAUUAAGUUGGAUUUUAACACACACAAAAUAAUUAUGAUGGCCAUCCUGUAUCUACUUUGGGUUUCUGAUAUAUAAUUAAAUAUUAAAAGUAUAGUUGAAACAUGGAAUCUUGAAGGGAGUGAAAUGCACAUGCAAGCUAGGAAUUUAUGUGAAACAUUAGUUAAAUUUGAACUAUCGCUCAUCUCUGAGCAUCUUGUCGGUCCAUUUCAUUCGCUGUAAUUAUAUAGAUGGUAUACAUACAUACAUCAUAUACAUAUGUAUGUGUUAAGAACUAAGAGAUAUUUGUACAAUUUAAACAAAAGUAAAACCAAUCACUCAACAGAUGUACGUAGUUGAAGUUAUAGAUAUAAAGAUUCUAGAUGUUCUCACAAUAUUCUUUUUAUAAAAUGAUGCAAAUAAAAUUAACAAGAAGAUUAAGUUGUAAACAUUAUAUAAUAUGAUUGGGAUUUGCUAUAUUAUACCUUCUUUGGCAUCAAUUGUACCCUUUUAAUUACACUUGUACUAGUUUAAUUAUAAGGUACUGGAUAGGUGACUGUCUAGAUCCAACUUCUCGAUUGAAUAUUUGAUUACAUAUUUAAGAAAGGGGAACUGAACAAAACAAAAAGAAAAUGGGAAAUGAUUUUUAAAAUUAAGAUCAUGGGUCACGCAUCAUUAGGUCAAGAAGAUUAUAUAUUAAGAUAUAACACCACAGUUCAAGUCACAUGCCUUAGCAACAUCAAAAUAUUAAAUAUAUAUAUCAAUAGAUGUGUAGAGAGGUGGUCAUGUGCGUCUAUCAACAGAUUUACAAGAUUUUAAAUAGUAGUAAUGUGAAGGAAAGCAUUUCGACAACAUGGUUUUAUUCUGUAGGUAAUUGAUUAUGGAAUAGUGUGUACUCUAAUUACCGUAAACUGCACUUGAUAAAUGGUGAUAUUACUCAUUACUUAAUUGACGACAUGUAUACCACAGUUCAAGUCACAUGCCUUAGUAUGCAUAUUUUCUUGUACAUUAUUGACACAACAUAUAUUCUUUCUUUUUAAAAGUUACAUCAGUGGUAACAAGUUUCUUUCUCGUGAAAAUACUAGCAUUAAGAAGUUUACUUCAUUAUUAUGUGCUUUUUGCGGCAUGGUCAAAAAUAUAUUUAACAUCCCUAAUUGAAGAAUAUUUCGUUGAUUAUAAGUGUAUAAGUGGCUCCCUAUUUUGUCAAACUUUGGUUAGUAAAUAUAUAAGAAUUAUUUAAUUAUUUUUAAAUAUAUUUUAUACAUAUAUAUCUAAGUGAAGAACAUGCGUGAGAAGAGUUAAACCAAAAAACGAUACAAAGAGGAGAAAGGGGAAACCAAUAAAACCAAAAACCAACAAACAAGAGGAAAGUGAAAAGACAACAAAAGAUUCAAGAGAAAAGACAAGCAACUAACUGUAUUUUCCAAACUUGUGAAAUAUAUAUUUCUUCACAUUUUUGUAUUAAAUUAUUUGAUAAAUGUUAAUAGUUAAUACUAUCAUCAAAUGGUCCCUAUGUUUCUUUUCCAGUUUACAGUGACUUGGUUUAAUAAUCUGAAUUUUUAUGUAACUUGAUAGCUAACCCAUGUUUCGAAACUUUUGAAAACGAACAUUUUCUUGAAAUAAUAAAAAACUCAUAAAAUGAAGUUAACAAUUAUUAAAAAUAAAUAUCAAAUAUAAUGAAUAACCAUCAAUCGUCUCCAGAUUAACACUGUUGUCUUAUUGUGUAUGACAUAUAAACAAGUGUUGAACAAAAAUUAUAUUAGCUUAUAUUCUUAUAUUCCUGAGAGAGUAAAUUGAGUGAACAGUUAUUAUAACGUGAAAAGCUAUAUAUGGUUUAUGCAAUUCACCAUUUUUAAAAUUUUUACACAAUAAUAUUUUAAAAACUUCAUAAUCCAUUAAAGUUUGAGAAAAUCUUUACCACGUAUCAUUAUUCAAAACAGUCUUAGACAAUUAAUGACUGUUAUCAAGCAACUUCCCAUUAUAUAUAUUUUAUGUUGAUCAUUUUGGUAAAAUAUUCAUAAAUCUAUACGUUUUUAUUAGAAGAAUUAUUUUAAAUUUGUUUUGUUAUAAUGUUUUUGAGUUUCAAGCAGUGUUUUCAUAUUUUAUCCAGACUCGUAGUCGAACCAAAUAAACCCGACGAUCUUUAUAUGACUGUGUAUAGAAUGUGUUAAAAUAUAUAUUUUGUUAAUAUUAUUAUACAUAUAUGAGAAUCAAAAUAUAAUAAUUUGUAUAUUUAGACUUUUACUUUAUUAUUUUUAAAUAAUUCUAAUAUUUUAAUUUAUUCAAUUAUAUAUCUUAAUCUGUGUAUGUGAGUUGGUUCACAUUAUUAUAUAUCUAUAAAGUGGUUUACGUUUUGUAUUCACAUUAUUAUAUAAUGGUCGACGAUUUUAACUGAAUACUAGAUUCUGACCCGCCCUAAAGGGCAGAGAUUGAUUUGUCAAAUUUUAAUUUUAAUAUAUAUUAUAUAUAAUAUGUGCAUAUAAUAUUAUAUAUUUUUGUGUACUAUAUAUAUAUAUAUAUAUAUAUAUUUGUUUGAGUUUUUUGAUAAAUUUUGUAUUCAAGAUAGUUAUAGUAGAUUUGAUCAAAUCUAAUAUUAUUAUGAAUUAAAUAAUGAUAUGAUGAUCCACGUUCUUAUAGUAGAUUUGAUCAAAGUUAAUUUAAAAAUAUAAAUAUGGGUUCAUAUAAAUUAUGAUUUGAUCAAAUCAAAUAUAUCUUCGUAUCUAGAUGAUAAUCCACAUUUAUAUAUCACCUUUACAUACUGUGAUAUGAUGCAGGUGAAAAGUAAAUAUAUGAAGGUAAAGUUAUAUGAACAUAAGCAUACACGGUCUUUGUAUUGAAGAGACAUUAUAAAUGAGUCGGACAUUUUUUCUCUUAUGUUUGGAAUGAUUUGGAACUCGUUGAUUUAAGAGUGGUUCAGUUUUUUAUGAUCUAAUUAUAUUAAGAGAUAACCAAAAAUAUUUUAAUUAUGUUAUUGGUUAAGUUCAAUCUUUCUAGGUUGGUAAAGAUUUGGUUUAAUUUAAGUUGAUAGGUUGCAUUUUAUAGGAGAAGUGAUAUAUUCUAGUAACAAUUAUGAAAGAGCCCAAAAUCUAAAUGACAACUUCAAGUAGUAGAUAAAAACCAAUCCCUAAAUUAAUAGAUUAGAUACAUCUUUCCAAACGUGACUAAACUAUUAAGAAGCAUUAAUUUAACCAAAACAGGAAAAGAGAGAAUAGUGAAAAAAAUAAUUAAAACAAUUCAAAUAAAGAAAUGGCAUAUCAUUAUAAAUAAUUCUAAAACUAAGGGUAAAAUCCUAUUAAAAAUUCUGUUUUAAUAGUAUAGAUGUUACCCUAGUUAAAAUAUCACUUUUUUUUGAAUAUUAUUAAUUAGGUUUUCUAAAUGAAAAUGAAAAUUAAUUCAUCUCAAAAAUUUCACAAUGAGGGGUAAUGAUUUUUAUUACAGUGAAGGGUGAUGUUUUGUAUUACUUUCAACAAAGUUAUUAGUGAUGAUAACAUCUAUCUAUCUCUAUAUAUAACUAAACUCUAUUUUUUUCUUAUGACAUGUGGAAAGAUGAUUUGUUGACAUGUGUCCACAUAUUUGUUUUGAAUUUUAGGUCAUUUUUUUAGAUUAUUGCAAUUUGGCCCAUCAUUUUCUAAUAAUGCACUAUCUAAUUCUUUUCGCACUAAUUAUCAUUGUUUGAAAAUCUAUUUUGUUAGUCCUAAAUUUCAAGAAAUACGUAAAAGAAUCUAUAUAUAGAAAGUAGACUUUAUUCUCUUCUUAUGACAUGUGAAAAGGAGAUUUGUUGAUGUGUGUCCAUAUAUUUUUUUUUUGUAUUUUAGGUCAUUCUUUUUUUUAGAUUAUUAUAAUUUGGCCCAUCACUUUCUAAUAAUGCACUAUCUAAUUCUUCUCACACUAAUUAUCAUCAUAGUUCGAGAAUCUAUUUUAUUGGACACUAAAAUUCAAGAAAUAAGUAAAAUAAUAUAAAUAUAAUUUAAAUAUGCAAUUUAUUCACAACUAAAAAUAGCAUAAACUUUCACCAUUUUAUUAUUUUUCUAUUUCUAUUAUUUUAUUUACAAAUUAUAUAUUUAUUUUACUAUUAAAAUUAUAAAAUAACCAAACUAAGAAUAAGAAACUAGAGCACAACACAAAAUUUAAACCUAAAACCUCCACAAUCAUAAUGUUAUAGUAACACUAAUUCAAUAGAAGUCCGGAGCUGAAAAGAGAUCAAAACCGAGUACUAACUUACCUCAUUUCACCAUGAAGUGCCUUGGCCAAAACAAGUAGAGAUCAAAAAAGGAUAGAAAGAUAAAUCUGAAACAAAGCAAUCCCCUAAAUAUUGAGAAUCGCGAUUAAGCAUCAACGCAAAGAACCAAGAAAGCAGGCCAGAGAGAGCAUAAUAAUCGGAAGGCCAAAGUCACCAAGAACCAGGAAGAUACAUGCCUAAAGCACCGGAAGCACAACCACUAGCUAAAAGGUAAGAAACACCUCAAAAACUAAACAAGAACAGACAAAACACUCAUGAAAAUGAAGAACCACAAAGCUCUGGAUAGAAGGGACCAAAGCUCCAAGAGAUUAACUCCGCAUACUUAUAACAAGAGAAACAGGGGAAGAAGAAAAAUAACACGAGGGAGGGAUAAUAGAAGCCAAUCACCGAGAAAUCAUAGACUAAGCUUGAGACCAUAAACAAACUUCCAAGCCCACACAGCAUACACGAACGAAAACAUUAUCCAGGAGUGGAAACAUGGUGAAAGGGAGAACUACCAAAGAUGCGAGCAGCGAUAAAAGCUGCAACGAGAUAACGAGAUGAAAGAAUAUAGAGGAAAAGAGAGACGAAACAAAAUCAGCAAACUAUGGAGCUGUAUUAGAACUAUGAAAGAAAGUAUAUAAUUCAAAUCACCAAAAACUAGAUCUUGAAAACCAAGAUGAGCAAAGACUAUUGAUGGUAAGCCAACGACAAGGAAGACAACAUCAAAUAUGACUAAGAUCUGAUCCAACCCAAGGAGAUGCAGUUCCUAAUAGGCAUGGGCGUUUGGGUCACCGUUCGGGUUCGGGUGCUUCCGGUUUUUGGAUGGAGAGCUACAGAAUCCGUUCGGGUUAUUUUAUACUUCGGAUCGAGUUCGGGGUUUUAAGGUUCGGGUUCGGGUAUAACCCGAACUGUGUAACAAAUAAUAAAAAAAUCUAUGUAUCCUUGAUUUGACUUUGUGAGACCAGAAACAAUAUUGUUGAAGUUAAAACAUUGAACAACUUAAUAUAAAAAAAUAUGAUCUUUUGAUUUGUUUGUACGUUGAGGAACACGAGCCUGUAUUCUUUUUCUUCUUGUAAUUUCUAUUUGUAUUAUUUUGAAUAGAUAAUGGUAAAGAAUCCAUCUAUGCAUAAAUCAAAAUAAAAUAGACAUCAAAAUCAAACAUAAAUCAAACCUAGAUAAUCAUGAAUGUUUGAGCUCAUGCAUGUGUAAAGAGUAAAGAGAAAACAAAUCACAAAUCCUACUUGUAAUCAAACAUAAAUCAAAAUCGCCAAGUAUAGUGAUUCAUACAUGUGAUCGGUCAUAAAAUGAGUUUAAAUAUGUACUGAACAUAUACGUUGAAGAAGGAGAAGACGAAAACAUGAAUGAGAAUAGAAGAUGUAAGUUUAGGGUUAGUAAUAUAUAUAUUCAGGUACUUCGGGUAAUUGGUUCGGGUAUCAGAUAUAACCAAUCGGGUACGAAUAUCCAGACUGGUUGAAUCCUAAACCCAUUCGGGAUUUUUUAACUUUGGUUUUCGGUUCGGAUAUUUCGGGUCGGUUCGGGUUUGGGUUCGGAUUUUGGUUAAUAUGCCUACGUCUAGUUCCUAACAUCAGCCAAAAUCUAAGGAAGAAGAGGAACAUCCAAUAUUGAGUGGAAUAGCCUACAACGACGUGAGAAACAACCGUACAACUGACAACUUUUAAAUCCGAUCUACAACAAAUUACAUAUAAUUUCACCGGCGAAGAAGGCAAGGAAGAACAAAAGCAAGAAGUGAAUCUUUUUCCGGUGAUGGUGAGAAGCACCGCACACCAGAAAGAUAAAUGAAUAUUUAGAUGGUGACGGCUCAAUAUCAAAAUAUGGAGAUAGAGAAAAAAAUCUUAAAAGUUAUAAUGUUCAAAAAUAUAAAAAAAUAUAUAUAAUUUUGACGCUGAAACCGUAAAUUUUGGAAUCAACAAAUGUCUAAAUGCAAAGUUAUUGAAACUCAAUAUGCUUUUACAUUAUAGGUUCACCUCACUGCUAACAAGUACUAUACAUACAACAACACAUUAUUGAAAAAAAAAACAUAAAAUGUAUUAGCCUAUCACCUAGUACUACAUAACACACUGAAACACUGAAUAAUGUUCUUAACAAAUAAAAACAACUACAUAAUUACAUCAUCCAAAAAAUCAUACUCUUAACAACAAUAAAAUAAUAUUCCGCGUGAAGCGGGGACAUGCUCCUAAUUUAAGUUUCUUUAAAAGAUAUAGACUUGAUUAUGAGUCAUAUGACAGUUGAACAAGAUCUAGAUCUAUAACACGUUUCGAUUAGGUCAGAGAUUCCACCACAUGAUGAUAGACCAAUACAAAAUACAUCAUAUAUUGAAUUUAGGAUAAACAUUAGUUAAAACUACGGUUAAAAUUACACAUGUUUUGGCAACAAAACAUAAAUCUUUACCUUGUACUAGUUUGGUUGAGUCCCUAAAACAAUAGUUAUGGCAUAUAUAUAAUUUCAUUCAGUAUUGUGCCUCGAAACAAUAGUUAUAGCUAGAGUUGAUACGUAUUACAAUUCCACAAAAGUUUGAAACUAUAAAUUCAUAUAAGUAAAAUUGUCUAGGGCCUUAAACCGAUAUUUAUUGUAUAAUUGUAUGUAUGUACGUGUCUCUGUAUGUGGAAUCUUGGAUUGAAUUAAGCUUUGUUUAGUGGUAAAUCAGCACUAAGUGAGUGUUAGAAAUUAACAAAGGUGGCAUCUGAUCUAUGACUAGUAUGGGCGAUUUUUGCUUAAAAAUAAGUACAAGCAUUUGUCUGUAUUAGUUUCAUAAAAUUAUAAAUUAAAUGGUCCAUUGUGGGGUAUUUUAUAGCAGAAGCAGUCCAAGAAUGUAGUGGCAGAAGCACAGUGCGAAAAGAAGUGGGCAUCGAUCUAAACUAUUUAUUUAUUUAUCAUUUAUUUGUUAAUUAGGUUUGUCGAUCCAAUGAAUAUAAUAUAUAUAAUGGUUGAUAAUGAUAAGGCUAUAUAUAUCUAAGGAUGAUGAAGGUGGUCAUGUUUAUAGAACUCCAUUGGUUGCAAGUUGUAACUAACUACACACAUACGACUAUGAAUCCCCUGCCGUGAGAAAAUUCUAUUAUGACUUUUUUUUUAAUGAAUGUCAAAUUUACUCGAAUAAAAAAAUAUUUGUACAGUAAAUGUGUUUUUUAUCUAAAAACUUGGAUGCUUUAGAAAAUAAUUUGUACGUGUGGAUGAGUCAGAAAUAUAGAGACGAAAGUAAAUGAUACACUGAAUUUGUUAUCAGGAUUCAUUUUCUACGUCCCCGGAACUUUGUCCAGAUUUCAUUGAUACUAGAACAAGAAUGCAAAUACAUCAUUAUUUGCUAACAUAUACAUCAGACACAAACUUCAUGACACACUCUUUUCUAGAUAGAUAUCUAUGAAGAUUAAGAAUCAAGCACGCAUGCAUAGAUCUCAUCCGGCCGCACCAGAGCUCACUGUCUUCACACAGCUGCAAUCCUUUCAGACCUCCUCAAUAAAACCAUCUUUGCUAAACUCCCUCUGAGUCAAGGCUUCAACCUUCCACCUCUCAGAAGGUACAUCACCAUGUACUUCACCAAGUACGUCACCGAAUACUUCAGCAAGUACGUCACCGAAUAUGUCAACACCAGACGCACACCACAUAUACCAACAAGCAUGUCACACCAAUGCACAGCUUGGUCACCACACCUCAACGGACACACCAAAAUGCUUAAUCACCCAAGCACACACAAAGCUCACAACAGCUAUACAUGAUGGCUAACUCCACCACAUAAAGCGCCAACUCCAAUGCCACCAAACUAAGUCCACAUCAGACUCUAUCGGACACUACGUCAGACCGUAGGUCAACACUCAACACUUAAUGAAACUCUCUCUCUCUUUUAACUUAAUCUUUGGGUGCUCUUUUUCUCAUAAGGACACGUCCCUCAUAUAUAAACCGUAGACUUGCUCUCCAAAUUCAUUAAAUGCACCUUAAUGAACUUCCAUUUCCAUAUAAAGAAACUUCUUAUUCUUCUCCAAGUAACACUUCUUCUCCAAGCAAAACCUCUUUGCUUAAUGGAAAACGUCAUUUGUCUUCAACAAAAUAUAUAUUUUCUUUCCUUUUCCAAUCUCCACUUACAUACACAAUCACCUUAGACAAUCUUCUUGUAAGCAACUUCUCCACUCGACGUCUUGCCGUACGUCUUGACAUACGUCUUUACAUACAUCUUGAGUGUACAUCUCGAACUACAUCAGAACCUCUCUGGAAAUAUCAUCUACAUAAUUGACCAAAAAAACUAUUGCAGGGAAUUUGCCCAUAUGCGAGAUUAUCUUGUGGCGAAUCAAAACCUUGUUGCAUUCUCAUAUCGUUCAUGCAGUUUCCUUUUGAACGAGUCGAUGUGAUUUCUGAUAUACUUAUCAAUAAGAGCUACCAACAUGGUUGGAUCAUGCAUGGUUCCCCAUGACGUUGGCUAUUUCUUUCACGCCACAACGAAUGCAAAAGAAGAAAUAAAAUCCUAUUGUCUACAUGCCGACAAAAAUAUCAAAUUAGUAAUAAAAAUUGAGAAAAUAAAUGAAUUGAAUAAGUGAUUCUAGUUUAUUGUAUUAUAUGUAAGGUUAGUGUUUAGAAAAUCUAGAUUAUUACUAUUUUCACACAAAAUGCUAUUAAUUCCCUUAAAUACUAUUUUCAGGUCUCAUUUUCUAAAACUUCCAAUACAGCUUAAAAGUAACAAAAACAAAAUUAGUAGGAAUUAAUAACUGUGAAUUAUAUUUACCUAGUUAUACAUCUGUAGAACAAAUUUCCUAAACCAUUAAUUGUAAACCUUUUACAUAGUAUUUUACCAUUUGUAAAAUUUCUUAUAACCUUCUUGAUAUUUCUAAAAAAAGUAUGGUAUAGUAUGUUUUUCGACAAAAGGAUGCUUCUAUAACUUCUUAAUAAAACUUAUAAAAGAAAUUUCCACUGUUUUAUUUUAUUAGCGAAAUCUCGUUGUCGUGACAUAUUACGUAUACUCAAUAUACAAGUUUCACUCAUAAAUCAGAGGUCAUACAUAUAUACAUUUGGCUAAAAUCAAAAUCCUAUUUAUAUGGUACAUCAUCUAUGUACUUGGGUUAAAUUCUCCGAUAAAGAUUAUGAACCAGACACAUAUAGGUUUGAAUAUGAGAUAUUAGUCAAUAUGACAUAUAGGAUGAUGUACAUAUAUAUAGUAGAUAUUAAUAGAUGAACUAAUUGAUUACUACUUUGGAGCAUCUCCAUAUCAAGUGUGAAACCUAUUAGACCAUGCACAACGGGAGUACACGACGAAGCCUUAGCACGAAAACUUAGGUAAAACCGAAUAGAAUAAUAUUAUUUAGGUUAAUCGACAUAAGGAUUGGUCCGUGGCCAAGGCUUUUAAGAGAUUGAUCCUUAGCAACGUGUCAACUCCUGAGUGGGACGGGGUCGGUUUGAUUUUCGGUUUGGUUUAAAAAAAAAGUUCAUUCUCGACGGACACCGAAAAAAAAAAAGGAGAGCUCGAGGGAAGGCGAUAUUUGCCGUUUGAAAUCGAUCGUCUUCACGAAGGUAAAUCGAAGCGUUAACCUGUAUUUUUGAUCUUUUUAGCUUAGUUUUCAUGUAGAUUCGUCUUAUUUUAGUGGUUCGGGGAUGCGUUUGAAUCGAUUUGGGUUUCGAUUGAAAUUAGGGUUUUAAAAAAAUUUGGGGUUUAAUCGAUUUGGGGUUUAUAUCCAGUAUGGGGGUUUGUAUAAAGAGUUUUGACAUGAUUUCGGUUUCAAUCUGAAGCGGAUUUGUAUCUUAUUUCUUAAACGGUUUCGAAAUGAAAUAUGUUUUCAACUGAAGAGGAUUUUAUCUUUUUUCUCGAACCAGGUUUCUCAACCUUUUAGGUUUCAAACUAAGAGAAAACAAAAUAGGGUGAGAUUAAUGAGAGUGUGUCUGCCAAAAGUGUCGGUUGAAUAUGUCGUUGCUCUAAUCUGAAGAGAAAACAACCGGUCGUCUUUGUUUUUGGUUCCUUUUUAUUCAUCUGCUUUCCAUUGUUGUUGUAUAUGUCGUUGCUCUAAUUAUGUUGUUUUAAAUUCCAUAAUUUUUUUUUGUAUCUAACUCUCUUUGUUAAUCAUUUGUCUCAGGUUAACCAAAUGGGACAAGAUUACAGCUAUUCUCAGCCUUCUUCAUCAUCAAACUCGAUAGACAUGAGCUCCCUUCUUGAAGCUGAAGCUAAGAUGUACGCGGAUGAAGCUGAGAGUCCCUUCUGCAACGCAGAGCCGGAUCAGUUCGCACCUCAACCAGAGGCUGAUGAUGGCAUCCCUACGGCUUGCUACUGCGGUGCGCAGCCUGUUGUGAAAUGCUCUUACACACCUAAGGAUCCAUACCGAAGAUACUUCUCGUGCCCCAAUGUCGAUGAUGGGGGCUGCCACAUAUGGAAAUGGUGGGAUGUGGCUUUAACGGAGGAGCUCAGUGAGGUUCAUAGACAUGUCAGACAGCUGAAGGAUCAAGCUUUUGAGUGUGACCAGAAGCUGCUUAAGCUACAGAAGACGGUGUGUGAGGUGAAGAAGAAAUCUGAGCAUACAAAUGUGGUUGCAUUGGGAGUUUGUGUACUGCUGUCGGCAAUAGUAUUCAUAGGUUUGGCUGCUGUGUACCUGAGUGGAAGAGCGUCCAAGAAGUAAACUAGAUCAACUAGUGAAGCUCAAGAGUGUCUGUUUAAUCAAGGUACGAUUCCCGACCCUCUUUUGUAUUGAUUGUCCCUGCGCAUCAACUAGUAAAGUUCAGUGCUUUAAAAUAUUAUUGUUAGUAUUGAUUGUCCCUGCGCAUAAAUGCACUCUUUUGUAUUGAUUGUUUCAUUUCUACCUUCCUACCGCCUCUGAUAUGAUUGUUUUUAAUGUUUUAGUACUUUGCAAAAGGGUGUUAUAGUUUGAAUUGAUAGUUUUUAAUGUUUUAGUACUUUGCAAAAGGGUGUUAGAGUUUGAAUUGAUAGUUUUUAAUGUUUUACGCCUUCUACCUUACUAACUGCUCGUUUUUAUUGGCCUUAAAUGCAACUAGGUUAGCUCAAUGUUUAAACUCGUCUACUUAAGUCUCUCUGUUGGUAUUAGAGUGACAUAUACCGAUAUUGCAAAUGGAAAAUAAUACACCUUAUAUGAAUCUACUCUUUAGUCAAACUCAGACACCCGUGGACCUUGAUUCACCCGAACCUUUAUGGUUCGGUAGCCAAGGUCCUAGGGAGUCUGUUGUCCCUCCUGUAGUCGAGCCUGUAGUCGAGUCUGGUGGUGAGUCUGGUCUGAGGAGGAAGUGGACUUCGAUGGAGGAUAAGAUCCUUAUUGGUGCUUGGCUUAACACCAGUAAGGAUCCUAUCAUCAGCAAUGAGCAGAAAGCUGGUUCUUUCUGGAGGCGGAUUGUAGAUUACUACAAUGCAAGUCCGCAGCUGGUUGGGACCGUACCGAGAGAGCUAGGUUCCUGCAAGCAGAGGUGGGGGAGGAUCAACACAGAAGUAUCCAAGUUUACAGGAUGCUAUGAUGCGGCUUUGAGGGAGCAGAGAAGUGGCCAAAAUGACGAUGAUGUGAUGAAGGCGGCGUUGGAAAUUUUCUUCAAAACUACCGACUCCAAGUUCAGCAUGGAUCACUGCUGGAGGGAGCUUAGGCAUGACCAAAAGUGGUGCUCUGUCUACGGGCCGAAGGAGGGUGGAAAGGAAAAGCGUAAACAAGUGAUUGACGUUGAUAGAGAAGAAGAGGCAGCUCUCGAACCAGAAGGUCGACCUCCCGGGGUUAAGGCUGCCAAAGCUGGUCUCAAGAAGAAGAAAAGUGGUAGAGAGGAGGAGCUGGGGAAGCUUCAGGGGGUUUUAGAAGUCAAAGAAAAAUUAUCUAGAGCUAAGAUUCUAGAUCGUUUACUCGCGAAGAAGGAGCCUUUAAAUGAGAUGGAAACAAAUCUAAAAAUGAAACUAAUGUCUGAAAUGCUUUGAUGUAUUAAUGUGGGUUAGAGGUAAUGUCUUUAAAUGAAACUAUAAUGCAUUUGAACUUUACUAACCUUUGUCUUAUUUGAUGUGUCAGGUUUAUCUAAGUAGGCAUGUGAAGGAAGUCACGGGUUGAAGUCACGGGUUGGAGUCACGGGUGGAAGUCACGGGUUCUUCUCCCUCACCUAAUGUAUUAUAAGUAGAAUGUAAUGUAGUCUUUAACUUUCUAUCUCGGAGAGGUGUUUUCCUUUAGCCUCUAAACUUGUUUCAUGUUAUUCAAAACUUGUGUUUGUCGGUAAUGUUGUAAUAUUUCAAGGAAGGCAGGAAUCAUUGUUCAAACCUUCUGUAUCUCGGUAAGGUUGUAAUAUGUAUGAAAUGCUUUGUGUCCUCUUGUUCUUACGUUUAACUCAUUGAUGUUGUGUUCAACUCACUAAAAUAUAAGCUCAUGAACUUUUUUGUAUUAAUGUUUAGCUCAUGAACUUUUUUGAAUUAAGCGACUUGAGUAAAAACAUGGCUUAAUAUUUCAAGGUGACAUCAAGACGGAGAAAUUGGGAUUUAUCAUAUCACAAGGUUAGCAAAAGAUCAAACAUAUCAGAAGCAUAUCACAAGGUUAGCAAAUAAGACAAAAGAUCAAACAUAUCACAAGGAAUUUUUAACCAAAUAAGACAAAGGGUAUUAGAAAAAAAUUUAAAAUGAAAUGAUACCAAAAUGAAAUUUGGUAAUACGAUGAUUUGAAAAUGAUAAACUAGAUUAUUAGAAAUUUAAAAUGAAAUGAUACCAAAAAUUUUUUGGUAAUAAGAUGAUUUUAAAAUGAAAAAUUAGAUGAUUAGAAAUAGCAAACAUAUAUGAAAUAAUACCAUAUAUGUAAAAAAAUUUUACAUAUAUAACCAAGAAAAUUUGGUAAUAAGAUGAUUUGAAAAUGAUAAACUAGAUUAUUAGAAAAGAGAAUUUUAAGCUAAACUAAAUUUGGUAAUAAAAUGAUAAAAUGAUAACUUUUUUGUUUUUAAAAUGAUAUAAAAACUAAACUUAAUAUUUUAUUUUUAAAAGGAGGGAAACCUAAAAUGUCAUCAUCAUCAUCAUCCGAUGAAAUCGAUGAGAGAUUGGACGAGGUUGUCGAUGAAAUCGUCGAGGAUGCAUAUAAUGACAUAGUGGAGGCCCAACCGAAUAUGCAAAACACACGGGGUUAUAUUGAACGAGACCGUGAAGGGGGACACACCCGUUUAGUUAAUGACUACUUCAGAGAGAAUGCGACAUACUCGGCACAAUUCAGACGACGUUUCCGCAUGAAUAAGGGUUUAUUCAUGCGUAUUGUCCUUGCCCUCCAGGAGAAGUUUGUAUUCUUUCAACAAAGACCCGAUGCAACCGGGAGGUUAGGUCAUUCUCCGCUACAAAAAUGUACGGCGGCUAUUCGACUGCUUGCUUAUGGUACUGGGGCUGACACGGUAGAUGAAUAUCUCCGACUAGCUGAGACCUCAGCACUUUUGUGUUUACAUAAUUUCACUGACGGAAUUAUACAGUUAUUCGGAGACGAGUAUCUACGAGCACCCACACCGGAUGAUCUUCAACGACUACUCGACAUUGGAGAGAAACGAGGGUUUCCUGGGAUGAUCGGGAGCAUCGACUGUAUGCAUUGGGAGUGGAAAAAUUGCCCGACCGCUUGGAAAGGACAGUACGCCCGUGGAUCAGGAAAACCGACAAUUGUCUUAGAGGCUGUAGCUUCCCAAGAUCUUUGGAUCUGGCACGCGUUUUUUGGACCUCCAGGUACCUUAAACGAUAUUAAUGUCCUCGAUCGAUCUCCUCUUUUUGAUGACAUUUUAGAAGGUCGAGCUCCGCGGGUAAAGUACAUGGUCAACGGACACAUGUAUAAGUUGGCGUACUACCUCACAGACGGUAUAUAUCCAAAAUGGUCAACCUUUAUCCAAUCCAUCUCACUCCCUCAAUCACCAAAACAAGAGUUAUUUGCUAAACAUCAAGAAGCAACCCGAAAAGAUGUGGAGCGGGCUUUUGGAGUAUUACAAGCGCGAUUUGCGAUUGUGAGAAACCCGGCUCUUACGUUGGACAAAGCAAAGAUAGGGAAGAUUAUGAGAGCGUGUAUCAUACUACACAACAUGAUAGUCGAAGAUGAACGGGAUGGAUACAUUCGUUAUGAUAUAUCUGAAUUUGAAGAAGGUGACGUCAUGAGAAGUUCACAGGUGGAAACCGAGAUUCCUACAAUUCUCAAUAAUAUUUUUCCCAGUCGGAAUGAUGUUCGAGAUAGGAGAAUACAUGACCAUCUGAAAAAUGAUUUAGUCGAGCAUAUUUGGAACAAAUUUGGUGACGAGGAUUAAAAAUCAUUCUAUCUUUAUGUUUAAUUUGUGUUUCUUUAAAAAAUUCCUUGGUUAUGUUUAAUUAUAGUAUCUUAAUGUUUAAUUAAUGUAUCUUUAUGUUUAAUUUGUGUUUCUUGAUUUCUUUAUUUUUAUUGUUUUCAUUUUUAAUUGUUAUAUUUAUAUGUUUAAUUAUUAUUUUUAAAGUUUAUUUCUAGUAGUUGAUGUUAAGUUAUUCUAUUUAAUCAUUCAAUAUAUAAAAAUUAUAUUUCACUAAACAAUAAAAAAAAAUAUUUUUUUUAUUCCUAAGGAUUUCAACUUCGGGUUCACCAUUGUACACACAUUUUUCACAAGAGUCCUUAACUAUUCAAAAAAAAAAAAAAAAAAAAAAAAGGGAUAUUUUAUUCCUAAGGACUCCACAAUGGGUAUCACCAUUGUGGAUGCUCUUAUAUAUAGUUUGUUGUAUAAUAGAUUUAGGAAAGUAUAUGUGAAGCCGUGUAUAAAUAUAAAAGUUGGUAUAUACAUGAAUGUGUGUAAGUAGACAAGAUGUGUUUGUAGGUAUGUUAUGAUGUGAAAUAAGAUGGGCCCAAUGAGAAUGAGACUGUUGCUUUAAGAGGGGAAUCAUAAUAGUGACCUUUUGUGAUGACAAGAACCACACGUGCUCAUUCCUUCUACCAAAGGACUGCACUCACUUCGUUGCACCUUUUAACUCCAAUUAUUCCAGAAGCCACUUUGUUUUUGUUUUCGAAUCAGAUUUUAUAGAUCGGAACUCGAAGUAUUGAAUCAUGCAUGUUUUCAAGUCGGUUUUAUCAUAUGUACAUUGGUCAUUGUAUUGGUGAUGGGAAAAAUCAAAUGUGAACAGUUUAAGUCCUAGCAAAACUCAGAAAUAUAGUCUCGGGCAAUCAGCUGUAGUUGCACAUUUUUCACCUGUUUUCUUUGUAAACCUCGUAGAAAAGCAAGGAUGAGUGUUGUGAACACAUAUUUCAAAUGUUCACUAUGCUCCUCUAUUUUGAAAGAUAUGUCUUUCUUUCGUAAUGAGUAAUAAUAACAACAGUUUGGAAGAUUGAAACCAGCUUUCCAAAAAAAAAGAAGAUUGAAAACCAGCUUUCAAAGAAAAAAAAAUGGCCUGGAAGAGAACUUGCAUCAACAUGACUGAUAGGUUUCCUCGUCAUAUAAAUAUAUAUGUACAUAUAUAGAAUUUUAUCUAUUUGUUAAUUUAGUAGUAGUUUCUAGAUUUUGCUUUUAAAUGUUAUUAUAAAGGUAGAAAUUCUUAUUUUAGAGAUAAAAAUAGAGAUGAAUUAAAGUGAUUUUGCCUCUAAAUGUUAUUACAGAGGUAGAAAUAGAGGUGAGUUGAAGAUGAUUUUAGAGUAUUUCCAACUCAUUGCUAUUUUGACCUCUAUAACUGUAUUUAGAGGCAAAAUUGCUCCAACACACUUCUAUUUCUUUCUUUAUAACAAAGAUCUUAAUUUUUUUACUAUUUAUAAAAAAAGAAAUAACAUUUUUCUACUUUUACUUUAUGUUUAGAAAUUGCUAUUUUAGAAAAACUCUAUUAUAGAGUCAUACAUAAAAGCAAAUCUACCUUUAUAAUAAAGAUUCUCUAUUUUAGAGAAAAUAUAAAGAUGUAAAUAGAAGUGGGUUGAAGAUGGUGUUACGUACCCGUUCAAUUAGUCUAUUUGCUAUUUUCUAGAUACCUAAGUAAUCUAUUUCUUUUAUAACUAAUUAAUUUGAGAAAAAUAAGUUUUACGUUUUACAACUACUCACUAUAUAUAUAUAUAUAUGUGUGUGUGUGUUAGAUAGGAUAUGAUGAUAUGAAUUAUGAACAAUAUAUUUAAGAUAGCAACACUUGUUGAAUUCUGACUCAUCAGUUUUUUGUAAUAUUCAAACAAAAUUUUCAUACUCCUUUACUUUCGAUUAUAACUACAAUAACCAUUUAACUUUCUUUAACUGUGUUACUUUGAAUGAUAAAAAGAGACAACAUUUUACUUUCUUGGUCAACAAAUUAUAUUUUUUAGAGAAUACAUAAUAUGAGCAUAUCACCCAUUCACUCUUUUCGUAUCCUUUCUUCAAACUUGUUAAUUAUGAAUUUUCAGCUUUUGUUUUUCCUUUCCGCUUCUUUCUAUAACUUUUUUUUCUGAUCAUGCUAUUUUUUCUUUUAAAGUUAUUUUAAUAUUCUUAUUAUGUUUUACGUAACCAUGUAAAUCUUACCGUGCAAAAAACGAUAACUCAGCCUUUUAGAACAGUCUUUUGGUUAAUCUUUUUUACCUGUUCAUAUCUCUUUUCACAGAGUAAAUAACAGACAUAAUAAAAUAAUGUUGUAGAAAGGUUAUAAACAACAAAACUCACUAACAUUGCUUAUUAGUGGAGAAGCUGAGCUUUUGCAAUCUGUGAUCCUUUAUUUAGAAAUGUUUACUUUAAUGAAAUUAAUGGGCCUUUGUGUUUAUUGGUUCAUGAUACGUGUGAUGAAAGGUGUAAAUUAAAGGGUCAAAUAUUCCUUCCGUAUUUCCAGGACUUGGGUUUCUCGCUUCAUUGUUUAAUCUCUAAACAUGCCCACAUUCAGAAAUACGAUAGUUCACAAGAUUUUGACGCAAGCUCUCAAAACGCGAGAUUAUUUUUUAUUGACAAAUAUAUUACCCGUCAGUUUAUUUGCUAAUACAUUUAGACAUGAUCGCUCAGUUUGGAUUUGAUUAUAAAAUUUUAUUUUAUUUUGGUUUGGUUAUGGUUUUUGUUUUUUCGGUUCAAGAAAUAUAAAACUAUUUAGUUAUUUACGAAUUUAGAUUUUGUUUCGAUUUGAUUAAUUUUUUUUUCAGAUUGAUCUGGAUAACAAUGUUAGAAACUUGAAAAAUUUAGAGUUCAAUUCGGUUAUCGUUUCGUUCCUGAUAAUUUCAAAUAAUUCGACUAAAAUCACAUUUUUAGAUAUUUUGAAUAAAAAUCAGAUAAUUUAAAAUAAUUUAAAAGCAUUCAGGUUAUUCAGUUCUGUCAGGAAAUUAAGAUAACCUUUAUUUUCUAUAUGAUAUAUAUUUAUUUUAUAUAUUUUUAGUAUUGUAUAGAUAUAACUAUAUGAUAGUCAAAAUUGAUUUAUUUAACCCGUUUCACAUUAGUUUUAGUUUCAUGAUUAAUGAUCCAAAAUUGAAAAUAGGAUCCCUUCCAUCUAUGGCUCUAUGAAGUGUAAUCUUGGUGUUAAUGUGCUCAAUGGCAUAAAGAUCUUGCUAUUAAAGGUCUUCUUGAAUUGGUUUCUCCUUAAUUUCGAUCAAAGUGAAGAGAUUUUUCUGUAUAUGUUAUAUUUUAAAUUUUUAAAAACGACUAUAAAUUACUAAAACUGUUAAAAGUCUCACAUUCAAAUUUUGUGAUCCAUGGUUUAAAAUUUUUUUUAUGACAAAAUACAAAUGAUUACAAAAUCAUAUAAGUAAAAAGUCUUAUUUAAUUAAUUAUUAAGAUUAAAAGUGUAUAUAUAUAUGUAUAUACAUCGUUUUAAAUUAAACUAUAUACCAUAUAAAAUACAUAAAAAGUUUAUUUUGAAAUUUACUUUGAACAAUUUUUUUGAUAAAAUCUUUGAGAAAACAUUAACAACUUAAUGUUUUAAAAAAUUUUAAAAAAUAUUAAAACUAUUAAUCCCAAAAUGAAAUUUUGUUAUUAGUAAUUUAAAGUUUUUGAUGUAAAUUAUUCAAAUGAUAAAAAAAUCAUAUGUGUAAAAAGCAUAAUCUAAUACAUUAAUAUUAAAAAUAUACUAUGUAUGUUAAUAUCAUUUAAAUUUAAUUAUAUAUCAUAUCAAAUAAAAAAAAACUAUUGUUUGGAUUAAUAAAAUUGAUUUAUAUGUUCACACCAAUUUAAUUAUAUUUAUAGCAGUUACUAAUUUUUAAUUAUUCAAUAUAUAUUUAUUAUUUUAUAAUAUAUAAAAAUAUAUAAUACAUAAAAUAAUUUUUAUAUGUAAUGUUCAUACUGUGCAAGACGCAGAUCUUAAUCUAAUCUAGUAUUAUAUUGUAUAAUUUGUUUUAAUAAUCUACCUAGAAGCAAGUUGGAUCCAACUUUGUGUUUUUGUUUUAAUAGUAUUGAUUGAUGUAUACUAGUUGAACCGGUCCUAGUAAUUACAUGGUUAAAAUGCCUAUAUAUUAAUUGAUUCCAAGAGAUUUGUUCCCCCCCCCCCCCCCCCGUCGUUCAAAAAAAAAAAAGGAACAUGCAUCUCUUAUACCAUUACUUCCACCACUACACUAAUUUGAACUGUCUGUCCAGUUGAAGCCAGUAAUAUAGAUAAUAAUUUGGUGGCCAGAAGCAAAACUUCUUUAGCUUUUUUUUCCAAGACUGGCUCUGAUCACUUUGUAUAAGACUAUCUGAAUAAUGAAUGAUAAUAUUGAUAGUCUAAUAUUUUUCGAAAAUUAAAACAUGCAUGGGUGUAUAUGAAGCUUUAGUCUAUAUUUAAUUAUUUAUUAUAUUUUCAUUUUGACAUAAGUUGCAACUCUCCAUUUUAUUUUCAAAUAAAUUGCUUUAAAUUUGAAAAUCUUGGGGAUAAAAGUUUCCAGUGAAUCCUUUAAUCUGGUUCUCACAAACCCAGUUUUAGAUAAUAUUUUUUCAACAUACCCAAGAUUCGCAUAAUCUUAAAAUGUCUGUUAAAAUUGAUGGUAAAUACUCCCAGCUAAACAAAAGUGCAUAACAACAAGGUCGUUAAAAGAAACACAAUUACGAAUAUGGCUAUUUCUUGGGGCAAAUCAAUAUGACUAUUGGAAAGAAUCAAAGAAGUGAUAUGUUGUUAUUAGAUAGGCUCCCUUGUCUUAACCUAAUAGCCUUUGCUUUAUCCACUAAAAAGGGAGUAAAGACUGAAGAGUCUCACAAGCACUAGUGCCAAGUUAUAUUUUUCCACUAACGGUCACAUUUAAACGCUUUUUUCAGUGAGAUUUCUCUUUGAUGAAUUUUUAAUCAUAAAUUAAGACCUAAUUGCAUUAUUGGUGUUCCUUUUAAUCAAAGCCAGACUCUAAUAUUGACGAGUCUUUUUGACCAAUGGAUCCAUUUAAAGGCCUAAACAUUCUUUAUCAGACUAUCUUGGGCCCAGCUAAUAUUGCAGUGCAUGUGCAUACUUAAAUCAAACGGGUUGUCCAUAAUUUCCCGGUAUUUUAUAAAAUUAUAUAUUCGUUCUGUUUCAUAUUAAGUGUCGUAAAAAAAAUUUCGUUACACAAUAAGUAUUGUUUUCGACUUUCAAUACAAAAUUUAUUAAUUUUAUUGGUUAAAAUAUAGUUAGGUGUAUAGAUAAUUAUGUUUUUAUAUAGGAAAUAUACAAAAUUAAUUGUUUUUUUUAAUUUGAGUGCACAAACCCACAAUGACACUUAAAUUGAAACGUAGGGAGUAUUAAUUUUAUAGUUUUGUAAUUCUGAAUAAUAACCAUAAUUAAUAUUUGAAAAUCAAAAGUCUUGGUAUUAUAUAAUUUUAGAAGAGUUUUGAAAUAUAGUGAUAAUUACAUAAAAUUUAAUUUAAGUUUCCAAAAGUAUUUUUAUGACAUAAUUUACGAUUAAUAAAAAUCUGAGGAUUAUGAAAAAAAUACAUUUUCUAUUUAGCCCAUUAUCUUGUCUACCGCUUUAUUUUAUUCCGAUGCAAAUUUGUUAUGAAGUUUUCAUAAUUUUUUCAAAUCACUUUCUCAUGAAUUUUUGAUUUAGUGUUUAGCAUAAAGGUCAAAAUUGGUUAACCAAACAAAUUCAUCAUUAAUUUAACCACCACACUAUACUAUCUUAUCAUACACUGAUUCCCUUGACCAAUAUUUUUAUUAAAAGUAAUCAUAAUUUAAUUUUAAACAAUAUUUUAUUCUCGUUUAAAAAAAUGAUUACUUUAAUACAUCCUAUUUAAAUUAAGUCUGAUUAACUAACUAUAUCUCAGAAAAUAUUAUCUAUAUAUUUAAAUAACGUGAUAUCAUUAUUUUAGACAUAUAUACUUAAUAUUAAUGUGAGAUUCAAUAGUUUUAUUACAUCAAAACAUGUUUUUAUUUUUAUAUUUUUUUAGAAAUUUGUUAUCGUACAUUGUAAAAUUUAUUAUACCGUAAAAAUGCAUAUCGUUAUUAAUUCUUCUUACAUUCAAUUUAAGUUAAAAUUCAAAUUUAUAGUUAGUUUAUUAUUAAUAUAAGUAAUCAAAUAUAUCAUAUUAAAUAAAUCUUUAAGUGAUUUUACUAUGAUUUGUUAAUAGUAGAUAAAAAUACGAUUCUAAAUUAAUAGAUUAGAUCUUAAUUGGAUGACAA